Molecule: messenger RNA, 747 nt
Organism: Trichosurus vulpecula (common brushtail)
Lineage: Eukaryota; Metazoa; Chordata; Mammalia; Diprotodontia; Phalangeridae
Gene: MS4A5
Product: membrane spanning 4-domains A5
Exons: 5
Coding region: 136-747 (203 amino acids)
Biological process (GO): cell surface receptor signaling pathway
Cellular component (GO): plasma membrane
Source: RefSeq, a predicted model, not a curated record
GAUUCUAAUGCAACGUAUAGCAAUAGUCCGGCUCUCCAGGUGAACCUGGCAUAGGAGUAGAACAUGAUCUUGGCUGCGAUGCCCGCCCACCAAUUUUACUGACAUUGUUUCUGCCGUGGAAUCAACGGCAGGACCAUGGAACCCAAGCCGGCACCCACACCCCAAUCAGUGUUCCUGCUGCUGCCUCAGAAGGUUGUCAAUGUCCAGACUGGGCUAAAAGCAACUGCUUUUGCCAAAAAAACUGGUAUAGAACAUUUCCUUGCUACAGAAAUGAGAAUCAUGGGGGCUGUUCAGGUCCUAAUUGGUCUGAUGAACUUUUGCUUUGGAGCAGUCUUCAUUUUUACUCGCAUCUCUCCAUACCCGCGCUUUCCCUUCAUCUUUAUUACGGGGUAUCCAUUCUGGGGAGCAGCAUGUUACAUUAAUUCAGGAUCCACUUUAAUCGCAUUUGAAAGGAGAACCACAAAAUAUCUUGGACAAAUGAGUCUGAUUGUAAACACAAUAAGCUCUGUGGCUGCACUGGUUGGGAUAGUUCUCCUCUCGUUCGGCCUGGUUCUGGAUAGGAACUACCUGUGUGGCUAUGUUGGUGGAGGCACUAUUUGUGCUGGAAUCUCUAUCCUUUUAAUCGGGAUUUUGGGUAUGAUGAUGGUCUUCGCUGCCCUUGAACUCCUCAUUUCUCUGUCUUACUCAAUAUUCAGGCACAACUUGACCUGUGCUGAAUCUGAGUAUUGGUUUUCAAUAGAAGUGUGA